Penicillium samsonianum is the source of this 906-nucleotide messenger RNA. RefSeq names its product oxidoreductase, short-chain dehydrogenase/reductase family. NCBI's taxonomy places the organism in Eukaryota, Fungi, Ascomycota, Eurotiomycetes, Eurotiales, Aspergillaceae. Bases 1 to 906 code for a protein of 301 amino acids. The record is from RefSeq and is a predicted model, not a curated record. The transcript is spliced from 2 exons.
AUGCCUCUCGACUAUAAUCCUGAAAAAGAGGUCCCCGAUCUCACGGGGAAAUCAAUAUUCAUUACAGGAGGAACCGGCGGCCUAGGCGCAGCAUCAGCAAUCCACCUCGCCAAGCACAACCCAUCACACAUCUACCUCAGCGGCCGCAACGCGACAAGCGCAGAAAAAGUGAUCAAACAGAUCCAUGAAAUCAACCCCAAUCUUGCAGUCACAUUCAUUGAAUGCGACCUAGCAUCCCUAACCUCCGUCAAAAACGCCGCCGAGCACUUCACCAGCCAACACCCAACCUUAGACAUCCUAAUGUGCAACGCCGGGAUAAUGGCCCAACCCCCCGGCCAAACAGUCGACGGCUACGAGCUCCAAUUUGGCACCAACCAUCUCGGCCACGCACUGUUAAUAAAAAAGCUCCUACCCCUCCUCGAAGCCUCCGCCGACCCGCGCAUCGUGCUCCUUACCUCGCAGGCGUGGGGUCUGCACCCACGCGGCGGGAUCAGUUUCGACAAGCUAAAGACGACGCAGGAUAUCGCGUUCGGCGGGCCGUGGCUGCGGUAUGGACAGAGUAAGCUGGCGAAUUUGGUGUACGCGCGCGAGCUGGCGAAGAGGUUUCCGGCUAUCACGUCGGUGUCGGUGCAUCCUGGUAUUGUGGGGACGGGUCUUGCUGAUAGUCUUGGGAUUAAGGAGAAGAUGCUUGUUUAUGCCACUAGUUGGUGGAGGGUUUUGCAGCCGCAUGAGGGUGCGUUUAAUCAGACUUGGGCUGCUACUGUGGACAAGGCGGAGAUUCGGAAUGGAGGGUAUUAUGAGCCUGUUGGGAAGUUGAAGGAUGGGAAGCUUGAUGCGACGGCGAGGGAUGAGGCGCUUGCGGAGAGGUUGUGGGAUUGGACCGAGGAGGCUUUGAAGGGAUUUUGA